AAUGAUCAGGAUGGUGGCGGAGGCCUGGACUGAUGCGGACAGACCGAAGCGAUGGAGGAAACAACACCCGACCCUGCUUUCGUGGACGUGGACCAGGGUCUGACCCUGGCAUGCAUCGCCUUCCUCUGUCUGCUGCUGGUGGCCAUGAUCAUCCGCUGCGCCAAAGUCAUCAUGGACCCGUACAGCGCCAUCCCGACAUCCACCUGGGAGGAGCAACACCUGGACGAUUAGCGGAUAAAACUCAUCCAAUCACAUCAUUUCCUUUUAAGACCUGCUGUAAUAACCAUGCACAUGCUGUCCGUUUCCGGUAGAAACAUGCAUCCAUCAAUACCAUGGGAUAUAGUCAUCUUCUCGACACACGUAAAACACAAAAACCACAUCGGAAAAACCAAACUGAUGCUCCAGUUUUGAAGACAUCAUUAUGGAAACUGACUUUCUAAUUCUCUGCGACUAACGCUUGGGGUUCAGUAACAUGAAAUUCCCUCCAAAACUGAAGCACACAAAGUCAAAAUUGGACCCUUUCAACCAAUGGACAUUCUUACAAGCAGUGCAUCCUGAAUUUAUAACGUAAAGCAAAUGUAUAUUUUUAUAUUUCAUAAUGCUAUACGCAUCCCCACCACACACUUCUAGCUACGCAAGCUCAAUUUCGUAUGCAAACAAUGCUGUCACAAGGGGGCACUAUAGCUAAUAAAACAUUGUCUUUUACUGUCAAAUUUCUCUAAAUGCUG
Molecule: messenger RNA, 728 nt
Organism: Danio aesculapii
Lineage: Eukaryota; Metazoa; Chordata; Actinopteri; Cypriniformes; Danionidae
Product: cortexin domain-containing 1 protein
Exons: 1
Coding region: 52-231 (59 amino acids)
Source: RefSeq, a predicted model, not a curated record